AUGACCACUCCUGAGAUUGCCACUUUAAUCCAGCAGAUUGACGCCGUGCUGCAAGCGCAGCCUAAGCUGCCGGAUGAGAAGCAAUGCCAGUUGCGCGAGGCCGGCACCACGCAUAUCCCAAAACAGAUCCAGAUGAGAGUCCACAUUAACAUUGAUGAUGGUGCCAUUCCAAAGGGCCAGACGAAUAUCACGCACAUCAUCACUUGCCAGGGCGUACAAAUCUUGUAG
Molecule: messenger RNA, 228 nt
Organism: Aspergillus affinis
Lineage: Eukaryota; Fungi; Ascomycota; Eurotiomycetes; Eurotiales; Aspergillaceae
Exons: 1
Coding region: 1-228 (75 amino acids)
Source: RefSeq, a predicted model, not a curated record